UCUUACCUGUAACUUUCAUGGAACUUCAUUUCAACCUUUUCCUCCACUCUCACUUUCACACACUCCCAAUAUAUACAUACACACUCACCACCAUAUCUAUAUACACACUCAGAUCACUCACUCCUUAUCAUCAUCCUUCCGAUCUGUAUCAAGAUCUGUUUCACAUCACUCAAUCAGUUACCUAGGGUUUACAAUUUCUCCAUUUCAAACAACUAUGAAGGUCCAUCCAGCUCCACACAAGCGUAACAUCACCGUCCGGUACGAUUUCGCCGCUCAAUCCACCGCCGCUGGCUCAAUCUGCCGCCAAAAGAAGCUCCGGCGACUGCCGCACAUCUUCGGUAAAGUCCUCGAGCUUCCGUUUUACUCCGACGCUGACGUCACGGUUCAGGAAACGUCAGAUUCGUUUAGAUUUGUUGUUGAUACGGAGGAUGAUAUCGGAACGGAUAUUGCUGCUCAUACGAUUGAGAUCUGUCCUGGUGUCACGAAAGUUGUUGUGAGAACGACACGUGGCGGUGGCGGCGUCGGUGGUGGUGGUGGUGGUGGUGGUGAGGUUAGGGAGAUGAAGCUGGAUUUGUGGCGGUUUAGAUUGCCGGAGGAGACGGUGCCGGAGCUUGCUACGGCGGAGUUUAGUGACGGAGAGCUGGUGGUGACGGUGCCGAAGGAUGUUGAAUUGGAGAGGAGUGAAGAGGUUUGGAGUGAAGGUAAUGGAACUGGACGGUUUGUUUUGGUACAGUGAUAUGAUAUUAUGAUUUAUGAGUUAUGAAUAGGUUUUGUUGCUUGAGUUUGGUUAGGUUUUGUUAAGUUUAAUUGGAUGUUGUUGAAGUAAGACGGUUAUCGGCUUCAAUGAGUAUGUUGCAAAUGUUUUUGAUGUUGAUACUUGAUGGUGUUUACUGUUUA
This is a messenger RNA of Helianthus annuus (common sunflower), 897 nucleotides long. RefSeq lists its product as uncharacterized. The record is from RefSeq and is a predicted model, not a curated record. Lineage: Eukaryota; Viridiplantae; Streptophyta; Magnoliopsida; Asterales; Asteraceae. The coding region runs from base 215 to 736 and encodes 173 amino acids. The transcript has a single exon.